AGGAACCCCGAUUACUAGGGCUGGCGAUGGUUCCAGGUCAUCAUAUUGUCAAACUUUUCAUCGAUCAAGCUUUCAUCCCAUCCAGGGAUCGAUUAAAUACUUCACCCUCUCGAACCUGCGACUCAGAUGAAUGAACUGUGUGUUAUAUCAUUACGAUUAUUAUUAUUAUUAGUAUUAUUAUUAUUUAGGAAUUUUUAAAUAACUCUCAUGAACUAACAAAUAUUAAUUCCAGAAGUAUAAAAUGAAUGCUGUGAAGUUGUUACGGAGGCUUCCUGGCCUAAGAAUAUAUCCGAGAAUCCAAAAAGUUUCACUAAAUCCGGGAAAAAAUGGCGCGGAUAGUGCCUCCAUUUUUCAUCACUAUCAAGCUUUCCGACAUUUCUCAGAAUCUCGCGCAAUUCUUUGCUCAAAGCCUGUCGGGGCAGUGGAGAUAAAAAAGCUGCAGUUGUCCUACACCUGCAAAGUAUGCGGCAACCGAAGCACAAAAUAUAUCUCUAAGUUAGCUUACACAAAAGGAGUUGUAAUUGUCAAAUGCGAGGGUUGUGAAAACAAUCAUCUUAUUGCUGAUAACCUGGGGUGGUGGCCGGACUUAGAAGGAAAAACAAACAUUGAAGAGAUCUUGGCUGAGAAAGGAGAAAUCGUUGAUCGUGGUUACGUUCAUCAUUCAUAGUAACAGUCUUAACAGGCCAGGUCGACGUGAUAUUAAGUAAUCCUCAAAUCAAAUAGUUUCAUUAUCGAUUUACAACGCUACCCUUUCAACCCCUUUUGGAGCAAAACUGUUGUAGAUAUCCCUGUUUUCUAUUUUAAAAUUGAUCAUAUCUGCCUGGAAGUUUAUCCAUCUGCCUGGAAGUUUAUCUAUCUGCCUGGAAGUUUAUCCAUCUGCCUGGAAGUUCAUCCAUCUGCCUGAAAGUUCAUCCAUCCGCUUAGAAGUUUCCAUCUGCCUAGAAGUUUAUCUAUCUGCCUGGAUGUUUAUCUAUCUGCCUGGA
This is a messenger RNA of Eurytemora carolleeae, 983 nucleotides long. RefSeq names its product DNL-type zinc finger protein. The transcript is spliced from 5 exons. Lineage: Eukaryota; Metazoa; Arthropoda; Copepoda; Calanoida; Temoridae. The coding region runs from base 242 to 667 and encodes 141 amino acids. The record is from RefSeq and is a predicted model, not a curated record. Gene Ontology annotation, biological process: protein import into mitochondrial matrix; protein stabilization; protein folding. Gene Ontology annotation, cellular component: mitochondrion. Gene Ontology annotation, molecular function: zinc ion binding; protein-folding chaperone binding.